CUUUCGUCACAGGCAUAACCCGGAUGUAGAGUGCCAGUGCUGACAAAAAAAAUCCUACCCUGUCGUGGAACAGACUGAAAAAAGCCAGACAGGAGGCCCAGGCAAACAGAGGGACACAGCCAGAGACGCAGACAGACAGACAGACGUACAGAUAGAGGACUGCUCCCAGACUGACAGACAGAGGGCCCAGCUGGUCCAGCCAUGGCAUCAGCCAGCAGCACAGAUGUUUGAGGGACUUUGAUCUGGCCCCCUUCCACCUCACCUCAUCCUCGGUCAGUGGCUCCAUCCCCUGUCCCCCUCUCUCACGGCUGCUCCAGGGUGUUGCUGUGGGUUCCCUGGACAUUCCCCAGACGUUAUCCUUGGCUGGACCCUGGUGCUGUGUAUGGUGGUCUGGUUGAAUACUUAGCCCAUUCAGUGGUGUUUUGUUGGGCUCAGCCACCCCUCCACUCUGCCCCCCUCCUGGCUGGUGCUCAGGCUCCACUCAGGCCCCCCCCUGCCUCAACGCUGGCGAUGUCAAGAGUCCCGAGUCCCCCUCCCCCCGCGGACAUGUCCAGCGGCCCUGUGGCUGAGAGCUGGUGUUACACUCAGAUUAAAGUGGUGAAGUUCUCUUACAUGUGGACCAUCAACAACUUCAGCUUCUGUCGCGAGGAGAUGGGCGAGGUCAUCAAGAGCUCCACCUUCUCUUCGGGAGCCAAUGACAAGCUUAAAUGGUGUUUACGUGUAAACCCUAAAGGCCUGGACGAGGAGAGUAAAGACUACCUGUCCCUCUACCUGCUCCUGGUCAGCUGUCCCAAGAGCGAGGUGCGUGCCAAGUUCAAGUUCUCCAUCCUCAAUGCCAAGGGAGAGGAGACUAAGGCUAUGGAGAGCCAGAGGGCAUACCGGUUUGUCCAGGGGAAGGACUGGGGCUUUAAGAAAUUCAUCAGGAGAGACUUCCUGCUGGACGAGGCCAAUGGGCUGCUGCCUGACGACAAGCUCACUCUCUUCUGUGAGGUGAGUGUGGUGCAGGACUCUGUGAACAUCUCAGGACAGAACACUAUGAACAUGGUGAAGGUGCCAGACUGCAGGCUGGCCGAUGAGCUGGGAGGGCUGUGGGAACACUCCCGCUUCACUGACUGCUCCCUGUGUGUGGCGGGACAGGAGUUCCAGGCACACAAAGCCAUCCUGGCAGCCCGAUCGCCAGUGUUCAGUGCCAUGUUUGAGCAUGAGAUGGAGGAGAGUAAAAAGAACCGUGUGGAAAUCAAUGAUGUGGAGCCCGAGGUGUUCAAGGAGAUGAUGUGCUUCAUCUACACGGGCAAAGCCCCCAACCUGGACAAGAUGGCUGAUGACCUGCUGGCUGCGGCUGACAAGUAUGCUCUGGAGAGGCUGAAGGUGAUGUGUGAGGAUGCUCUAUGCACCAGUCUGUCUGUGGAGAACACUGCAGAGAUCCUCAUCCUGGCAGACCUGCACAGUGCAGACCAACUCAAAACACAGGCUGUGGACUUCAUCAACUACCAUGCUGCUGAGGUGAUGGAGACGUCUGGCUGGAAGUCCAUGGUAGCAUCCCACCCCCACCUGGUGGCUGAGGCCUAUCGCUCCUUGGCCUCGGCCCAGUGCCCCUUCCUUGGACCCCCACGCAAACGCCUCAAACAGUCCUAGUGUCGCUGGAUCCCUUGCUCAGCUCUGCUCUGCCCUGGGACCACAGAAGGCCCUACUCUGCUCUCCUCCUCCUCCAGGCCCCCUCCAGAACCUCGAGAUGCCCAGAUUGAUACCAGAGCUCCUCCCUCCCUCCCUCCUCCCUCAGCUGAAAAUACAGGGGGGAUGGUAUGGAUUUGGUACAAAGACGAUGAUAAAAAGGGAUGAUCCACCCUGAUAACUGAAUAUAGACAGUGACUACCUUGUGUUACCCUGUACACCUGUAGAGAACAGAGUGUUUGGGUAUAGGAGGGAGGUAGAAGUUGUAAAUAGAUUUUUUUUUUUACUUUACUUUUUUUUUAAGGCCUUGUAGCAUUGUGUAAAAAUCCAAGCUUUAUGUAUGAAAUCAGAAAAACAAACAAAAAAGACAACCAAAAAUGGACAAAGAGAAAGUUUUGGGUGAUGAAGUGCCACCAUGUCCCAGUCAUCUUCCCUGAGCAGAGAAGCACCCCUGUAGUUCAUGUUUGACAUCCAUCUUGUACAAAAUAACAUUUUAAGCAUUUUUCUCGCCGAAGGGCGAAAAGGAAGGUGAUUUUUGCAAGAAACAAGAUGGAGAUGAACACGUUUUAAUGUUCAAAAUGUCCAACCUUUUUCUCUAAGAAAAACGACAUACAAAAACAUAUUAUAUCAACUGUUUUUACUCUGACCCUUUUCAGGACUACUUUCCUCAUUGGUGGAAUUAGAACGCACUCCUACAUCACUGUCAAAACGCUAACAAAUGUUUAGUCUCAACACAAAAUACAGAUAUUUUGGAUUGUAAAA
Salmo salar (Atlantic salmon) is the source of this 2433-nucleotide messenger RNA. Lineage: Eukaryota; Metazoa; Chordata; Actinopteri; Salmoniformes; Salmonidae. The record is from RefSeq and is a predicted model, not a curated record.